CGCGGCCCGGGGAGGAGCGUUCCUCGGCCGAGCAACAUCAUGACAACAGAGAAGAGUUUAGUGGCUGAGGCUGAAAAUUCACCACACCAACAACAGAAGGAAGAAGGUGAAGGAGCCCCAAACUCAGGCCAGCAAGAAGCACAGCUAGAAGAGGCUUCUCAGGCGGUUGCUGAGGGAGAUGAUCAGUGCGAGCAGAAGCUAAAAACAUCCAAUGGAGACACUCCUACUCAUGAAGACUUGAUCAGAAACAAGGAGCGGACACCAGAAAGUAGGGGCCUGUCACGCCUUUUCUCCUCAUUUCUCAAAAGGCCCAAGUCUCAGGUCUCUGAGGAGGAAAGUAGGGAAGUAGAGCCAAGUAAAGAGAAAGGGGAAGGAGGUCAGAAAGAGAUAGAAUUAGGUACCUGUCUGGAUGAGGAGAUCAUCUUAAAGGCCCCAAUUGCAGCUCCAGAACCUGAACUCAAGACAGACCCAUCCUUGGAUCUUCAUUCACUAAGCAGUGCAGAAACACAGCCAGCUCAGGAAGAACAAAGAGAAGAUCUGGAUUUUGAAACCAAGGAAGGACUUGAAGAAUGCACUAAAACAGAUGUAAAAGAAGAAAGCCCAGAAUCAAAAGCAGAAAGAGAGUUAAAAGCAUCUCAGAAAUCUGUCAGAAGACACAGAAACAUGCAUUGCAAGAUUUCUUUGUUAGAUGAUACUGUUUAUGAAUGUGUUGUGGAGAAACAUGCUAAGGGACAAGAUUUGCUUAAGCGAGUGUGUGAGCACCUUAAUCUUUUGGAAGAAGACUACUUUGGGCUAGCCAUUUGGGAUAAUACAGCUACUAAGACAUGGCUGGAUUCUGCCAAAGAAAUAAAAAAGCAGGUUCGUGGUAUCCCAUGGAAUUUCACAUUUAAUGUAAAGUUUUAUCCACCAGACCCAGCACAGUUAACAGAAGAUAUAACAAGAUAUUAUUUAUGUCUCCAGCUUCGGCAGGACAUUGUUGCAGGACGUCUGCCCUGUUCCUUUGCAACCUUAGCGUUGUUAGGCUCUUACACCAUCCAGUCUGAACUGGGUGACUAUGACCCAGAACUCCACGGUGUGGAUUAUGUCAGUGAUUUUAAACUGGCUCCAAACCAGACCAAGGAACUUGAAGAGAAGGUCAUGGAACUACAUAAGUCAUACAGGUCCAUGACUCCAGCGCAGGCUGACUUGGAAUUUCUCGAGAAUGCCAAAAAAUUGUCUAUGUAUGGUGUUGACCUUCAUAAGGCAAAGGACUUGGAAGGAGUAGAUAUCAUUCUAGGUGUCUGCUCUAGUGGCCUUCUGGUUUACAAAGAUAAGCUGAGAAUUAACCGCUUUCCUUGGCCCAAAGUGCUAAAGAUUUCCUACAAACGUAGUAGCUUUUUUAUCAAGAUUCGGCCUGGAGAGCAAGAACAAUAUGAAAGUACCAUCGGAUUCAAACUUCCCAGUUACCGUGCAGCUAAGAAAUUAUGGAAAGUCUGUGUAGAACAUCACACAUUUUUCAGACUGACAUCUACAGACACCAUUCCUAAAAGCAAAUUCCUUGCUCUGGGAUCCAAAUUUCGAUACAGUGGCCGAACUCAGGCUCAGACCAGGCAAGCCAGUGCUCUGAUUGACAGGCCUGCCCCACACUUUGAACGAACUGCAAGCAAACGGGCUUCCCGGAGUCUUGAUGGAGCUGCAGCUGUUGAUUCCACAGACCGAAGUCCUCGGCCCACCUCUGCACCAGCCAUUGCUCAGAGCCAGCUCACUGAUGGUAGCGUCCCAGGUGCACCUGCCAGAAAACCAGCAGUGUCUAAACCACAGAAGGAGACUGUGCAGGUGGAAGUGAAAAAGGAAGAAGUGCCACCUGAGCAGGCAGAACCUGAACUCACAGAAGCUUGGAAGGUGGAUAAAACCCACAUUGAGGUCACAGUACCUACCUCGAAUGGUGACCAAACACAGAAGCUUGCAGGAAAGUCUGAAGAUCUGAUAAGAAUGAGGAAGAAAAAGAGAGAGAGACUAGAUGGUGAAAACAUUUAUAUCAGACAUAGCAAUUUAAUGUUGGAGGAUUUAGACAAAAGUCAAGAUGAAAUCAAGAAACAUCAUGCCAGCAUCAGUGAGCUGAAAAAGAACUUCAUGGAAUCUGUACCAGAACCAAGGCCUAGUGAAUGGGACAAACGCUUGUCCACUCACUCCCCCUUCCGAACCCUUAACAUCAACGGGCAAAUUCCCACAGGAGAAGGCACUAUAAAUGGCAUUCGAACAGAGGCAGUGGCUGCCGUGACAAAGGGGCCAGCUUCCAGUCCUGACUCUGAAUGGAAGGGCGCCCAACAUUCAGUAAUUUCUAGUAAGAGCCAAAUGAGCACCCCAGUGGAGUCUCCACAAAGCUUUGACUUUGGUUCCCUCUCCUUAAACAACAAGGAGACAGAAGAGAAGGAGCCAGGGGCAGCUGGCCAUUGUGAUAUUAAGGACCUGCCAAGAGGCCCAAGAGGGGAAUGUUUAGAAUUGAAGGAACAGACCAGUGCCUUAACGCUCUCAGUAACACCAACUUCCUCUCAACUGCAACUUGGUGAACAAAAAGCAGAGAGUAGCGAAGACCAUGUUUUACCAGGAGAGCCACUUGGAAAACAAAAUGGAUCAUUUAUUGACUCUGGUGUGGACAGCCAGUUCCCCACCCUCAUUCGAAGUUUCCAGCCUCCCUUGGUGAAGACUCAGACUGUCACCAUCUCAGACCCUGCCAACGCUAUGAAAAGUGAGAUCCCAACCAAAGACGUCCCUAUUGUCCACACUGAAACAAAGACCAUCACUUAUGAAGCUGCCCAGACGGAUGACAGCAAUGGGGACUUGGACCCAGGAGUCCUGCUGACAGCUCAGACCAUCACGUCAGAAACCACCAGCAGUACCACCACGACUCAGAUCACCAAGACUGUAAAAGGUGGGAUCUCAGAGACCCGGAUUGAAAAGAGAAUUGUGAUCACAGGCGAUGCUGAUCUCGACCAUGACCAGGUCCUCGUGCAGGCCAUCAAGGAGGCAAAGGAGCAGCACCCCGACAUGUCAGUGACGAAGGUGGUCGUCCAUCAGGAGACUGAGAUCUCUGAAGAGUGAGCUCAGGAACUAACCUCUCCCUAACCCUCCCCAGCUUCCAUCCAAGAGAAACCAGCAAAAUGAUCAAGAAGAGAGCCUGUCUCUAUAGAACUUCAGACCUUCAAGAUUAUUCUAAACCACUGGGAAAUUGAUUCAUUUUCUAUUUGGAAUUUAUACCAAGAGAAUCUCCUAGAAAUCAUUGAUCCUUUGAAGUACUUUUUCUACAUUGUGAUAACAAAUUUGUUCAACUUUUCACUCUAUGGACUGUUUUUAAAAUAGCUUUUUUUUUUUUAAUGGGGUGGUUUAUAACCCCUUCAAUCUAGCCUCUCCUCAUGUAUAUCCAACCCAGAUACUGACAGAGUCCACAGAAUUGGGGGUUUCUCCAAACACUCUGUCUUCUGUGUUGGGGGCCAAAGCCAGCUUAAUGGGGCUUCUCUGACCCAUCCCCAGUUUUAUACCCUUUGGUUGACAACACCAGCCCCCUCUCAGGGCCAGUCCUGGGACUUUACCAGAAAGUGCCCUGAGCCAUUGGCCAUGGGAAACUGUCCCGUCCCUUUGCUGAAUGUGGUUUUAUGGGGGGCAGAGAGCUCUGCUAAGAAUGUAUUGUUUUCCUCCCUCCCUCCUGCUCUUUCUUUUGGAGCCUCUUUAGAUCAAAGACAAGAAGUUGCUUCAGAUAUAUCUAAUACUGUGAAUGUUGGGACAGACCCGUGGCCUUCACCUCCCUGCCCUCCCUCUCAGCUACCCUUUUACCUCGUCUAAAGCUGCGGCCCUGCUCUGUGCCCCCACUCCCAUCUCAGGAGACCAUAACUCACGGGAAAAUAGGCACUUUGGGCCAAAACCUCUAAUGGCACAUUUUAUAGUAGUGAUUUGGGCAAGGAAAGUUCAUGAAGUUUUGCUAGUUCUGGGUUUUCUUUGCUAGUUUUGGAACUGAGUGCUGCAUGUGGUGUUACCUCUGUUGGCUCCUGCUAAGGAUUCAAGUUGCCCUUCUCUGGGCCUCUCCCUUUCCUCGUGGGGUGGUACAAAGCCACCUGACAGGAUGAUCUGACCUGUCUUAUGCCCACCCCACCACUGUCCACAGACACCACUUAUGGGGGCCACCCUCCCCAGCCCCUCAGGACAAGGAAUACAAAUACCAGCUCUGCUCUUCCCUCUCACCAUUUAGGUCUGUUGGGUUUUGUACGCUUGCUUCUUGCAGUGGGUGUUGGGCUUAAUUUUUUUUAGUGGAUUUCGUUUUGAAAAUUAGGACAAAUGUCCCCAUUCCACCAUUCUUGGUAAAGAUUCAAAAGCAUUUUUAUUCAUUGGGCCUCUCUAAUCUUGCAGAUCUGCCCAAAAGCCUGACUCCUUACUCAAACAGGAACUUCCCAUGGCAGAGGGUCCCUGUCACAAACCAGCAGGGCCUAGGCAGUAAGCAAGAGAAACUGGUCCUACUGCUGUUGCUCCCAACAGUGUGGUGAGUGACAUGGCCAGAGUCUGCUGGUGGGUUUAGACCAACGUGGGGCCAUGACAGAUAUUCUCUCAGGACAAGAAAUGCUCAGGCAGGGUGUGUGGCUGUGCAGAGAACAGCUGGGAGCAGUGCUCAUAGGGUCCAAAAUGAGGGAGUUUUCCAGAGUGUGCCUCAGACUGGACAAUGUUGCCAGGCAUGGUAAGAAACCCAGCUCCUAGCCCAUCCCCAUGCCUGCUCCCGCUGAGGCCAGUAGUGUGCAGAGGGGGGACAUUCAGCUGACAGCAGUAUCUGCUGUCCAGAGCAUGCAGUGCUUUCAUAGCAUAGAGCCCACGCCUCUCCUCAGCUCUCCGAGGCUGCUCCUGUUCAUCUAUCACCCAGACUGUUGGAUCUGGUUAGCCACCUGUCUUGUGUCAUGGAGCCAGAGUGAUAGUACAGCAGGCAGAGCACUUACCUUGUACAAGGUUAAACUGGGUUCCAUUCCUGGAACCCUCUACUGACUCCUGAGCCCAGGAGUAAGCC
This is a messenger RNA of Suncus etruscus (white-toothed pygmy shrew), 5023 nucleotides long. RefSeq names its product erythrocyte membrane protein band 4.1 (gene EPB41). The transcript is spliced from 22 exons. NCBI's taxonomy places the organism in Eukaryota, Metazoa, Chordata, Mammalia, Eulipotyphla, Soricidae. The record is from RefSeq and is a predicted model, not a curated record. Gene Ontology annotation, cellular component: plasma membrane; cytoskeleton. Gene Ontology annotation, biological process: cortical actin cytoskeleton organization. Gene Ontology annotation, molecular function: structural molecule activity; actin binding. The coding region runs from base 40 to 3081 and encodes 1013 amino acids.